AUGCUAACAAAUCCAUUGAACUUCGAGACGGGCUCUUUCCAGAGUUUGAUGGACAUCGUUGAAUACGAAAAAACAGUGACAGUUUUUGAUGCACCAAAUUGUCCACAUGAUAUUAUCCUUGGUCGCGUCCACUUGACAAAACAACAACAAGAUCAAUUGGCAACUGCAUUGGAACAUACACAAAAGCUUUUCGAUGGCAACCUUGGACACUACAAACACGACAAGAUCCAUUUGGAAGUUGAAGACGGUGCUGUACCAAUUCAUUCUAAAGCCUAUUCCGUGCCUGUGAAACACCAACACGCUUUUCUCAAGGAACUUCGGCAUUUGGAAUCGAUCAACGUACUCAAGCAAUGUGGUCCAACUGAAUGGGCCUCUCCUACAUUCAUUAUUCCAAAAAAGGAUGGAAGAGUACGAUGGAUCAGUGAUUUUCUCGAGCUCAACAAGGUUUUCAAACGUAAAGUGUAUCCUUUGCCAUUGAUUGAUGAAGUUGUCUCUCGUCGUGCUGGCUACAAAUUCUUUACCAAACUCAAACCACAAUGA
This is a messenger RNA of Cylindrotheca closterium, 540 nucleotides long. The record is from the annotation of a GenBank genome assembly. NCBI's taxonomy places the organism in Eukaryota, Bacillariophyta, Bacillariophyceae, Bacillariales, Bacillariaceae.